This is a messenger RNA of Scylla paramamosain (green mud crab), 1378 nucleotides long. RefSeq names its product endocuticle structural glycoprotein SgAbd-1-like. The record is from RefSeq and is a predicted model, not a curated record. The coding region runs from base 69 to 842 and encodes 257 amino acids. Gene Ontology annotation, molecular function: structural constituent of chitin-based larval cuticle. The transcript is spliced from 3 exons. NCBI's taxonomy places the organism in Eukaryota, Metazoa, Arthropoda, Malacostraca, Decapoda, Portunidae. Gene Ontology annotation, cellular component: chitin-based extracellular matrix.
CUCGUCCUUCCCUCUCACUCUCUUCCUCCUCUCCCUCUUCCUCUCCCUGUCUCCCACCCUCACCUGGAAUGGGGCAAAACCAGGUCCUCUCAUACCUCCUCAUCCUUGUCGUUGGAUCACAGGCGGCGCCCCAUGACCUCGGGCACGUCCCGCCCCCUGGCAGUGCCCCGGGUGGCAUCGUCAGUUCAUUUAGACCGUCGCGACCCCUGCCUCCAUGUCCCCCCCAAGGCUCCGGUCCUCCACCCGGCAGCGCCCCCGGCGGUAUCUCAAGCUCUGUCCAACGUCCAUGUCGUGAGGAAGGUUCCCCCCCACCAGGGAGCGCCCCCGGCGGUAUUGUCAGCUCUUUCAGGCCUUCACUUCCCCAACAACGUUUCCCCCCACCAGGCAGCGCCCCCGGCGGUAUCGUAAGCUCCUUCAGGCCUCCAAAGCCCCCACGACCCUUCAGGCCAACAGGACCCACUGGCUCCGGCCUCCGCCCCGGCGUUGCCCCAGGGGAGGGCGGUCCCGUGAUCCCCAUCCUGGUGGACGAGCGGGACGGGCCCCACGCUGACGGCACCUACAGCUUCAACUUCGAGACAGGCAACGGCAUCUCUCGCCAGGAGCAAGGAUACCCACAAGGCCCCGAGGGCGCCGUGGUGUCCCAGGGAGGCUGGUCCUUCACCUUCCCUGACGGCACCCCCGCUGUGUUCUCCUUCGUGGCUGACGAGAACGGUUACCGCGUCGAGUCUGACCUACUGCCCACGCCCCACCCGCUGCCCGCCCACGCCCUUGCGCAGAUCGAGUUCGCCCGCCAGCAGGAAGCGCAGGGCAAACCUCAAUCGGAAGUCCGCUACGGUCGCUAGUAGGGCGUGUUCGGGAUCUUUGGAGGACCAGGGGAGUUUCGUACCACUGGAAUAUCAUACUGUCGUCCUCCUCCUCCUCCCUCUCCUCCUCCUCCUCCUCCUCUUCCUCCUCCUCCUUCUGCAGCGUUUUAUCUCUCAGCUGUUGCGACGCCAGAAUAAACAAUUAAUGUAUCCUCCUCUUCUUCUUCCUUCUCCUCUUUCUCUUCUUCUAUGCACGUGUCAUCCUCCUCUUUCUCUUCUCCCUCCUCCUCCUUCUCCUCUUCUUCUUCCUGUCCCCCAUUCGUCGUCCAUGUCUUCUUCUUCUUCCUCCAUGUACGUUUUUUUUUUUUUUUUUUUCAAGCCUGUGUGCGUUUUGAUAGCCGCCAUAUGCACACAUGUCGGUUUCCUUGAUGUAUUUUCUUGUUAUGUAUGUUUGUUUUUUGUGAAUGUUUGUGUGUGUGUGUGUGUACGUGUAAAUUUUAUGUACGUCUUUUUUUAAGAUAUGUGUACGUCAUUAUUCAUACGUACAUGUAGAGAAUAAUAAAUAGUAGAAUGUG